GAUGCACUUCAGUGUUGCACAUACCUGAAAGGCUGUUUAGUUCAUUACUUGUUCUACCUUACAUGUAAUUAAUUGAGUAACAUCCAUUGUGCAGCAUGCAUCAUUUGUGUAUCAGCUAAUGGCAGCAAAAUGUAUAUGGUGACUACUGAGAGGUGAUGCUGUCCGUGAAAUCUCUAACCCUGAGCUUCUGGUCAUGGCAAGAGUAUGCUUCUUUGGUGGCUGGGUAUAUCCUCAAAGUUUGGCUGCUAGAUAUAAAUCUAAGAGCUUUAGCAUUACUGAUAUUCAGGCUGGGUCAUGUGGUGUCGGGUGUUCUGGGUAGCAUGGUGCUUCCUUUAGCUAAUGCCUAAUACAUGAAUAGCACAAACAUAACUCCUUCUUCUCUUUGUUCUAUUCUAGUGAAAGACAUAAUUCCACUCGGUCGUCCAUUACAUCACAGAGAUGAUGAUAGAGGAAGAUCUCGCCCAGUUCCACAGUGCUCAUCUCAGGAGACAAAUAAAAAGCAUGCACACACUCUGAAACCUUUAAACCCAUUCUCACAAUGUAUACCUCCUCAUAAAUCUGUGCUAGAAAGGAAGAAUAGAGCUGCUGUAGAAUUACCUUCAGACGCCAAAAAGACCUUUGCAGGAGACCAAGAGAGUCUCUCCAAUUACAAUGCAUCAAUGAGAAAAGUACUAUUUAACAACAACAAUGACAACCACAUAAAUAAUGAAAGAUCAUGCCAGUCUACUGGUAAAAAAGAUGCUCCUUUACAAAGGCAGGGUUCAUAUGUCAAAGAGAGAGAAUUCGCCCUUGCUUUCUUUAAGCAGCUGAAUGAGAAUUUGAAGGUUGGAAAGCCUGUUGCGCAGUCAGGGAAUACUCCACAUAAGAUGCCUUCUGUACAGCCUCUCAUUUCCUCUAACAUUUCUGAGAGCCACAAAGCUUCAGCUCCACCAAACUCUCAGAGAACACAGAAUUUCGAAAGAGGUGUAAAUCAGCAGAGCCAGCAGUCUGUUGAAAAGAUGGACAAACCGGCCGAUUGGGAUCACAGCUCAUUUACCCUUAGCCAGGGAGAACGUGUGCAGCACCAGGCAACUGUACCAGGUGACAAAUCUCUGUCCUUGAAGAGACGAAGAGAAUCCAACGAAGAAAGACAUGGGGAGAGCAAGAGACUGUGUCAAGAUGGUGUUGAACUUUACUCAUUAUCUUCUAGUUCUUCCAAUUCCAGCUCACCACCAAAAUUUAUUAAGCGUGCCUUCUUAAAGGAAUUUGAUGGGCCUGUGCUGACUCUAAAGGAGAAAUGCUCCCCAAAGUUAAAUAUUUGUACUGAAGACAGGAUAAAGACUUCAAACAAUGUAGCCAAACCAUGGACAGAAAGCCAUAAACUCCAGACAGCAACUCCGAUGACUACGGGCCAUGGAACAGGUUAUAAAAAAGAGGAGAUGAGAAGAUCUACUGAAAAUAAAUGUCUUAGAGGUAACUCGGCCACUGCUGACAAUUGCGCGUCACAUACCAGCAAAAAACAGGAAGAAGGUGGUUCACCCGUCUCCUCACACACAAGCUCUUUGCUAGCCUUUACAGAUAGGCUUGAGAUCAGCUUUCCUAUCCAGCAAUCAGAUAUAACUUCACCCAGCUCUCUGGAUGGCACGGACUCACACAAUUCAAAGACUAUUACCAGAGAUAGGAAGGAUGUAGACUUGGUAUGGCAUGAUCCUCUAGAUUUGGAGUUGGGGGAGGAUGAGUGGUUGGAUACCUGUGUUCUCAGCCUCAGCAGCAGCCAUAGUAGUGAGGAGGAUCAACUGCUGCCUUUGAAGGAUAUCUUUGCACGCAGCACCCGUGUGCCCGUGACUCCAGAGAAGAUGACGUUCUCUGAGCCCAGCACUCCAGACCUUAAAGUUGUCCCAGAGGAUUGUAAAAAUAAGGCUACAAGUUAUAAGAAUACACUGGAGCAAAUGCUGAAGGAGAAGGAGCAGAAUAGAAAAUCUAAGGAGCGUGAAAUGCAGCUGCUUCAAGCUUGUAAAGAAGACCUGUUGAAACUAGAGGAAGAAGAUGAAAAUGAAGAAGAAGAACUUUCCCAUGAGCAAAGGGAAUUCUUACAAAGAUUCUCGGUUACAUCAUGCGUCAUAAGAGACAUCCACCCUGGAGAGGAAGUGUUCACUCUCGCCAACUCUGGCCGACUCUUCAACCAUCACAGUCUGGACUUGAGGAAGACGGGUAUUACCCCGAACAACAGAGCGCAGAAGACUCUGCUACAAGCGCCUUUAGAGCAGCUUCUGCCACUGCUGAGUGCAGGCUUGUUUAGAAGAGCCUACUCAUCUUCCCCCUGCCAGCCUCAGGUCACCUGCUGGCUUUUUCAGAUGAUGUCAGUGCACCCGAAUCCAAUCGUCUGUGCACAGAUUCUUCAGGCCUUGACGUCUAUUGCCUUAUCUUCUGCUCAACAAAUAGUGGAGAAAAGCAAUAAGAAGUUUGAGGUGUGGGUGCCCACUAUACAGGAUGUUGCACUAGUCUUUCUAAACAUGGGUGCAUCGUUUGUCAGUUUGUUUCCAUUGGAGGCUCUACAACCCUCUUUCACAGAGGGAGAUCUGCUUGAGAGUUUGGAAAUCCAGCCUGAUGUUACGAGAAGUGAGAACGAACGUGAUACAUUUCCAGAGCACAAUUUUGAGAACAUUAUCAAGUACAUGGCACUAUGUGCAGCCUUGUGUCCAAAGGUGUACAGUGAUGAGGAGCUGUUGUUGAUGUUGACAGUGGUGUGUAGAGUUAGUCUGGAAACACGUUUGCAGCUGCUGCCCACUGGAGACCUCAGUUGCCUGCUACAGCACCUCCUCAACAACAUGACACAAUGGGAAAUACAGUUGCCUCAGGUUUGCCAGGCCUUUACCAAUCUGAGUGAGGAUCACCACAACCUCAGACGUCUCGUACAGCUUCUACCUCAUAGCGUCCGCGGAAAGCAAUUAAGGAGACACGUGAGCCUGUCGGUCAUCUCUAAACUGUUAAACCACCGAUGCACUUAUACACCCUCUUGCACCGAAUUUCAGUUGUCUGAUCUGAGAUGUUACCUACCUCGAAUGCGUCCCUCCUCGCUGUUAAAGGGCUUAAUGGCUGCAAAUACCACAGAGCCACAGGACACUGAUGACUGUGCCACCACUCCAGACCAACAGGCUUAUUAUCUCUGCUACAGCCUUUUGGCUUUGACAAAUGAAGCCUCCAAUUUUGAAUUUUUGCCCCAAAAUCAGAGAAAUGAGCUGCUGCUACUGUGUGCUGAACUAGAGAAACACGUUAAGUGCGACAUCAGGGAGAGUGAGAAAAUGCUUUACAGGAGUAAGGUAAAAGAUUUUGUUGCUAGAAUAUACACCAAAUGGCAGGUGCUUCUCAAAAGAUCAAGAUCCAAUGAGGGAUAUGAUUUCUGGAAACCUCUCCCUGAGAAUGAAAAGCCCAUAAAAAAUAAGAGCCAAUUCAGUAAGCUGGAAGACACAGAGGAGUCAUUGAGUGAGGAGUCUGCCAUUGUCCAGUCACACGAGGAAGAUUGCAUGGAGGAGAAUGAAGACGUACCAAUGGAAAGUGAAGAACAGCUAGAGGACAUUGAUGAACUGAUUCAAGACAAGAUUGAAACGUUACAGGGAGUUUUCUCUGAAAUGAAAGAGAAUCAAAGCUCUUUAAGCCUGGAUGAAAAAGAUGCAGAUGAGAUGAAAGAUUUUAAUGCAAUCGAUGAACUGCUAGGAGGAAGUUCUGAAGGGUCAGUGGAAAGUGAUGAGGAUGAAGACCUCAUUAAAAGAGAAGAAGAGCUUCUUAAAGAUGACGAGUCUUUAGAGAGAAAUGGGUAUCUUGAAGGGGGAGAAAAUGAGCUUGAGUUUGAUACAUUAGAGAAAACAAAUAAGGAGCUAAUCUUAGAUGAAUAGUCAUUUACUGACAUCUGGACAUGGUUGCCCCACUUUUCUGUAUCACACACAAACAUACCCAAUGUUAUAUGAAAGGGCAGUAUCAUACAAAUAUAGAAUAGUUACGAAAAGUGUCCAAAGUAUGCGGCCAUUAAAAUUUGUGAACGUUUGGAGAGCAGAUUCCUCAUUUCACUCUUUAGGGAAGCUUAAGCUGUCCACAUAUUUACUCUGUACUUUCAGUACAACUGUACCAGGCACUUACUUGCUUGGUUCAAGUCACUGUGCUAGAGAGUGAAAGAACACUUGUUCUAUAGUACUUUUGUAUAAAAAAGCAUGAUGCACUGUCUUAACGACCCUGUAGAGGGAGCUUUUUCCUUAUUCAGUCAGUGGCACAGGGUUUCUCUUGUUUAUGCUGCUAUCUUUGAAGGUUUAUUUAUAUUUUGGACUUUUACAUUUUUUUAAAGGGAUGUGUGUAUUACUGGGGAAAUUGGCUGUAAUGGUUUUGUUAAUAAGAUAUUAAGGUGGAUUUAUUUUUAUCUGUUUCUAUGACCGUUUACAACCAAAAAAAAAAUAGAUACAUAGGUGUCAACACAUGUAAAAAUUAAUUGUAAUGCACUUUUUACAUUUCAUUAAAAAUAUUUUUUAAUGGCCAAAUAGUUUUUGAAAUGUUUACAUUCAUUGCAUGAAAAUUCAUUGUAUGAACGUUACAGUAUAAUUCCUGGAUAAACAAUAUAUAACUGAAUGUAUUUACAACUAAAGAAGCUAUUUUUCUGUUUA
Messenger RNA from Tachysurus vachellii, 4628 nucleotides. It is a transcript of the gene slf2, whose product is annotated as SMC5-SMC6 complex localization factor 2. The coding region runs from base 351 to 3872 and encodes 1173 amino acids. The transcript has 19 exons. The record is from RefSeq and is a predicted model, not a curated record. Lineage: Eukaryota; Metazoa; Chordata; Actinopteri; Siluriformes; Bagridae.